Molecule: messenger RNA, 1433 nt
Organism: Chironomus riparius
Lineage: Eukaryota; Metazoa; Arthropoda; Insecta; Diptera; Chironomidae
Source: the annotation of a GenBank genome assembly
ACACAAUUGCUCUUUACUUCAUUGUAUUGUAUAUUAAUUGAUAAGUGAGCUAUAAAAAUAUAUAAGUGCUUUCUAUAGUCAAUUCUGCUGCAUUCGUUUUUGAGUUACGAGAUUAAUCAAACCUGUGAAGUGCUUUAAAAUAAGUCAUUCAUUAAAAAUGGCACCAAACGAUAAUUUAACUGCUGUCCUAUAUGGAAUCGAAGAUCUAAGGUUGGAGAAUAAAGAUAUUCCAAGCAUUAAGGAUGACGAAGUCUUAUUGGAAAUGGAUUGUGUUGGAAUUUGUGGCAGUGAUAUUCAUUAUUUGGUUCAUGGAAGAAUUGGAGACUUUGUUGUAAAAGAUAAGAUGAUUAUUGGGCAUGAAGCAAGUGGAAUUGUUCAAAAACUAGGGAAAGACGUAAAAAAUCUUAAAGUUGGCGAUCGAGUUGCUAUUGAACCAGGCGUUUCAUGUCGUUUAUGUGAAUUCUGUAAAACUGGACGAUAUAAUUUAUGUCCCGACAUGAAAUUCUGUGCUACACCGCCUUAUGAUGGAAACUUAAGAAGAUAUUACGCUCAUGCUGCUGACUUUUGUUUCAAACUACCCGAUCAUGUCACAAUGGAGGAAGGAGCUCUUCUUGAACCACUUUCGGUCGGUGUUCAUGCAUGCAGAAAAGCUAAUGUUCAACUUGGCGACAGUGUCUUGAUUCUAGGCGCAGGUCCGAUCGGUUUAGUAAGUUUAAUUUGUGCUAAGGAAAUGGGAGCAUCAAAGGUCAUCAUAACUGACCUCCUUCAAUCGAGACUUGACGUAGCUAAGGAACUUGGUGCUGAUUAUACAUACGUAAUUCCAAAAGAUGUUACUGAGGAUGAACUUGUCAAGAAAAUUCAUGAAACACUUGGAAAUGCACCAAAUAAAUCAAUUGACUGUAGUGGUGCUGAAGCUACAAAUCGCUUAGGAUUACAAGCUACAGCAUGCGGUGGAUGUUUUGUUAUUGUCGGUUGCGGUCCACCAGAAGUAAAGCUCCCACUUGUCGCCGCUAUGGCACGAGAGAUUGAUAUUCGUGGUGUUUUUCGGUACGCAAACGAUUAUUCAGCUGCAUUAGCACUGGUCUCGUCUGGAAAAGCCAAUGUCAAGCGAUUAAUAACUCAUCACUUUGAUUUGACUGAAACACUCGAUGCAUUCGAUACAUCACGUUAUGGAAAAGGUGGUGCCAUAAAAGUUAUGAUUCAUUGUCAGCCACGCAACAAAAAUAAUCCAAAAGCCUUUUGAGAUCUCCAACCGAGUAGUUGCAGUUGAUUUUUUUCCAGUUUGUGGGAAAUGAAAAUUAAUGUUUUACUUUUUUUUGUGUGUGUGUGUGGAUAUCCAUAUAUACUCACAGUUAAAGCUGUCGACCAUAAAUCAUCCUUUGUGGCAUGAAUGCUGAACAAAUAGCCAAUAAAAGAAUUUAUUUUGUCGUGAA